This is a messenger RNA of Effrenium voratum, 1638 nucleotides long. The record is from the annotation of a GenBank genome assembly. Lineage: Eukaryota; Dinophyceae; Suessiales; Symbiodiniaceae.
AGGGCCAAAAGGGGGCCAGAAGGGAGGGCGGUCGAAAGCCAUGUGAUUGAUCCUUCCUUCCUUUUCGCGGGAAGCGCAUGCUGGCGUUGGCUUUGCAGGGCCACGCGCCAAAGGCGCUGAGCGCCCUCAGUGCUCACGAUGCUUUUGGGAGGCCGAAGGCGGGGAGAUCUGGGUCGUUGCCUACCUUGAGGACUGGCAGACGCAAGCCGCGGGCAGCCUCCUCGGCAGCCGCCGCCUUGGUUCUGGCUCAGGCGCUUGAGGCGCCGGGCCCGGUGCUCUUCCGUCUGCGGCUGACGUGUCCGGAGGAGUUGGAGCUCCCAGAGGUUGCGGUUUCUCUUGCGGAGGGCGAGGUGAAGGAAAGCAGCCCCCAGAGGUCUCCUGGCUGCAUGGAGGUCACCUACACCUUGCAGACGCCUCCCAAUGCCCAGCCCCAGGGCCUGCUACGCCUGGGUGGGUCUUGGGCGCCGAUAUGUUUCGCGGUACCACACGGCCGCAGCGCGGCUUAUGUGGGCCACCCAGGGCGGACGCGGUAUACGGCGCUGCUGACGGACAGCUGGGACUGGCGCAGCGCGCCGAAGCCUUCGGAGGGCUGGGCGGCGGACCUGGAGCUGGGCCGAGGGCAGUUGAACCUUCAGCUGCGGAGGGCCACUCAGGCGGAGGUGAAGCGCUGCUGCCAGCAGCAGGCCCUGAGGGAAGCGCUGGAGGGCAGCUACGACGAGCUCUUUGCGCAGGUGACCAAGGCUCGGCAGCAGGCGGUGGAGCUCGAGCACUUGGAGAAGGCGGAGGAGAAGCUCAAGGCCAUGCGGAAGCAGCGGCUGCAUGUCGCGCCGAACUGCAGCAAGGAGGAGCUGCGACAGCUGAUGGCUUGGGCUCGGGUGACACGGACCCCGGAGCCGGCUCCGCAAGCUUCGCUGUGCCCCACUGCGGGUUGCCCAUGCAACCAGAGCCUGGAUGGCGAAGUGCUGAGCAUCCAGCAUGAUGCCCUGAGCGACUUCGGCCCAGAGGCGGACAAGGAGAUGUUCGAGAUGCUGGUGGAGGCGGCAAUCAGCUCUGAGGAGGGCGCUGUGUGGCCGGCGGGGGGCAAGCUCAUCUUCUCCGCCUUCGACCGGAACCAGUCUGUGAACGCCCUCGUGCGCACGUUGGAGACCGCCGGCCAGCGGCGCUGCGCGGAGAUGCUGCUGGCGCUGGCAAAAGCCGCCGGCGAAAGCGCCGGGGGCUUUGUGUCGGCGGCGCAGGUGAAUUUCCACGUGGACGGGAGCUCCUUCCACGACCAGCACCGGGACGUCUACUCGGCGAAGCAGCGCGCGGGGCCCAACUGCGCCUGCUCCUUCAGGGAGUGCGUGGGCACACUGUGCUACUCGCUGGGCUCCAGCAGGCUCUGCCGGCUGCGCAGCAUGGUGGACGACUUGUCGUUUCUGCGGCCCUGCGGCGAGACGUGUCGGGGCUAUCAGGAGGACAGGUGGCUCCAUAGCGGGGAUGCCAUGUUCUUCAAUGCCCUGUGGAACCAGAACCACACCCAUGGCAUACCCAAGAUGCCCGGGGCUGGGCCCAGAAUAUCUGUGGCCUUCUUGCUGGGCGCGUCUUGACGCGCGUUGUCUGGCUAUCUGGCUGUGGCUCAAAUAAGUGUACCAAAAUGGC